AUGUGUUUGUGCUUAGAAACGCCUCUCGCAGACGCUUACCGUCGACGUGUAGGAAGCUGCGCUGUCUCCUCAGGAGGAGACGGGGAUGGUGGCGCUGGCAAGGCUUCCUUUCUUGCAGCAGCUCGCGAGGCAGAGUUGGAAGGAAAAGUGGUGGCGAUGCUGGGAAGCUCACGCCGAUUGGAGCGGCAAGCGCAUGCAUGUGCGCACACGGACGGAGCUAGGCAGCAGCAGCAGAAAAAGCAGGAGCAGAAGCAGCAGGAGCAGAAGCAGAAGCAGCAGGAGACUUGGCAGCAGCAGAAGGCAGAAGGAAGGGACGCUUAGCAGCGGCAGCAAAAGCAGAAGCAGCAGCAGCAGAAGAAGCGGCAGCAGCAGCAGAAGCGGCAGAUGGAAGAGACACUUCAGCGGCAGCAGAAGCAGCAGAAGCAGCGGAAGCAGAAGGCUUCCUUAGCUGCUGCACCUGCUGCUGCAUCAGCUGCUGCAUCAGCUGCUGAAUUAGCUGCUGCAUCAGCUGCUUCCUUAGCUGCUGCAUCAGCUGCUGCAUCAGCUGCUGCAUCAGCUGCUGAAUUACAGCAGCAGUAGCAGCGGCAGCAGUAGCAGCAGCGGCAGCGAAAAUCAAAGCUUCAAGCACGUGCAGAAGACCAGAGAAAGAAACGUGGGAAACCGACUGGGCUAGGAGGAAGCAGCUUAUUGGAGUGCAAAGGAGGCGAGUCAGAGAAACGGGAAUUCCACGCAGGCUGUGGCGCAGAGAAGGGAGCUACAGAAAGCAGAGCGCCACGUAAGGACCAACCUCGGGCCAAACUUUACCUCCCAAACAACUCACACUGGUGGUCAAGAAUUGUUACCGUAGUUAGUAUGCAAUCGCUCUCCCUUCGUCUUCUGCUAGCAGGAGGCCCACACACAUCAGCGCUGCCACAAAAGAGUGAGCCCUCGCGCCGCUGCGGUCGUGCUGGAUUGCUCCCUCGUUCGUUUUGGGGUAGUGUGUGA
Messenger RNA from Cyclospora cayetanensis, 984 nucleotides. Its product is annotated as chromatin modification-related protein EAF1-like. The record is from RefSeq and is a predicted model, not a curated record. Lineage: Eukaryota; Apicomplexa; Conoidasida; Eucoccidiorida; Eimeriidae.